Molecule: messenger RNA, 636 nt
Organism: Dermacentor silvarum
Lineage: Eukaryota; Metazoa; Arthropoda; Arachnida; Ixodida; Ixodidae
Exons: 1
Coding region: 1-636 (211 amino acids)
Source: RefSeq, a predicted model, not a curated record
AUGGUCUGUGUUCUGCGAGUGGAAACUAUUACUGACGAUGACACAACCUCGCAGAUUCUACAGUCAUUCUGGAAGCUCGAAGCAAUGGGCAUCACAGAUUCUGCCGAACCUCCCUAUACUGAGACCAUUGCACGCUUCCGAGGAACAGUUCGCAAGAAAAAUGGCAGAUACACCAUGGCGCUGCCUCGGAAAGAAGAGCAGAAACAGCUACCUGGAAGCAACCGUGAUACCGCGCUCACACGUCUACAAAAACUGGUAAAAAGGCUAUCGAUGAAUGAAGGAUUAUUGGAGCGAUACGACGCAGUCAUCCGACAAUACCUGGAGCUAGGACACGCCAAACUGGCACCUCAGAAUGUUCCUAUUGAUCGGGCCACCUAUUAUAUGCCACAUCGGGAAGUUAUACAAGAGGAAUCGCUGACCACCAAGCUCCGGGUCGUGUUUGACGCAUCGUCACACGCUCAAGGCUAUCCAUCACUCAAUGACUGCCUGGAUAAAGAGGUGAACCUCAAUCCAGAGUUACUACAAGUGCUACUUCGCUUUCGGUGGUUUCCGGUCGCCAUCAACUCGGAUAUCGAGAAGGCAUUCUUGCAAAUUGAGAUACAGGAGACCGACCGAGAUGCAUUCCGGUUUCUCUAG